UAUAUCCAAAAUGUCGCUGGGUGAUAUUCCUGAGUACGCGAAGAAGGAUUAUGUCCUUCGAAAAAUUGCCGAAGAGGCCAGACAAACACGUCGAAAUUGGUUAGCUGACCAAGUGUUACCAGCGGGUGAACCAAGGAAUAUACCAAAAAAAGUCCCAGCAUGGCAGGAAGUGUUUAUUAAGCCCUUUCGACCGCUCGACCGCAAAUUGAAUCAUGGUUUAACUCGUGCCUGGAGAACUGGAAGCAAGGUGUUUUUAUUCAUGAUUCUACCAGUCUGGGUUGCUCAUUAUAUGACAAAAUACCACAAUAAUAAACCUGGAAAUUUAGUUAUGAGCAAGCCAGCACUAUAUCCAGGCGAUUCUGAAGACUAAAUCGUGCAUCUGUUCAGUAUUUUAGAUGAACACAGAUCCUCUUCAUACAUUGUUUUGCUGUGAAUAUAGUUUUAUAAUAGCAGUCCUUUGAAUAGUACAGGCCUUGUUGAUGUCAAGAUGAUUUAGACUGCUUUAUUAUUGUUGCUUCAGCAUGUAAAAUAUCAAGUUUAACUUUAUUAUUAGUAUGAAAUGCACUGCUCAGUGAUGUCGCCCUCUAGUGCCAGGAAUUGAGACUUGAGGGCGCUCUCACAUUGUGUGUUAUAUAUACUCUGAACUGAAAUAAAUUGUUGACUGAAUCUUU
This is a messenger RNA of Saccoglossus kowalevskii, 671 nucleotides long. Its product is annotated as NADH dehydrogenase [ubiquinone] 1 beta subcomplex subunit 6-like. Gene Ontology annotation, biological process: mitochondrial ATP synthesis coupled electron transport; mitochondrial electron transport, NADH to ubiquinone. Gene Ontology annotation, cellular component: respiratory chain complex I. NCBI's taxonomy places the organism in Eukaryota, Metazoa, Hemichordata, Enteropneusta, Harrimaniidae. The record is from RefSeq and is a predicted model, not a curated record.